This is a messenger RNA of Thelazia callipaeda (thelaziosis nematode), 383 nucleotides long. The record is from the annotation of a GenBank genome assembly. Lineage: Eukaryota; Metazoa; Nematoda; Chromadorea; Rhabditida; Thelaziidae.
AUGAAAGAAGAUAUGAAUGACAUUUUGAUCCAAAUCAAAACAGAUCAUGAAGUAUAUUGCCGGAAGCAUUUAGAACGCUAUCAAUACGUAUGCCCUGAUCCACUUCGAUUCCGGAAAUAUGCAGCAGGUGCACUGAUGUUCUGUGAACGCUAUUCUCGAAGGUGCCCUGACGAACAAGUGCCGAAAAAACCUGUUCCAUUCGCCCAGAAAAAAGAGUAUUAUAUACGCGAAUUGAAAUAUUUCUGUAACAGAGAACGCAGUUUUGCAGAAUUAUAUUGCACAAAUAAAGUUGCUCUGAAACUACCUAAAUACUUCAUACAUUGUCUUCACUACAAACAUACCUGUAUUGAUGCAUUUAAGAGAGUUAUUUACACUGGAUAAAA